AUGUCUACCCAAAAUAUACCAGCUAACAACAAUUCUUACAUAGUAGACGUUCACGCACACAUUUACAAAAGCUCUUUCCCCGAAAAAUCCAUUUCCUCAAUACUAACACGCGCUCGUAAGGACGCGAACGUGCGCAAAAUUGUGUGUGUUUCAGAGAUACUUGACGAAGCGAAGGAAAUUUUGAUGAUGUCAAAGAAUAGUGCAUACUUUUCAUCAUCGAUAAAUGAUGAUGCCUCAAAUGUAAUUAAUGAUGAAGAAAAAGAAAUUUUAUCAUCACUGGAAUUAAGUGAAAUGAUUGCACCGUGUGCUGGACUUCAUCCUGUACAACCAGGUUUCUAUGAUGGCAGCACGAGUAAGAGUGUGAUGGAUGUGAGUCAAGUUGAGGGUAUCCUUCAAUUCAUUAGAGAGAAUUCACAAGAUUUAGUUGGAAUUGGUGAAGUCGGCCUCGAUUUCUCGCCCCAUGUAUUCUCAAACGCACUCGCACAAAAUCCAAAUAAAACAAUCGACGAUCUAAAAGAAACACAACGACAGGUACUGACGCGACAAGCAGAGUUAUCAAUUUCAUAUGAUUUACCAUUGAACGUGCAUUCUCGGUCUGCGGGGCAUCAUGUCUUGGACUUGUUGUCAAAGGUUGGCGCAAAAAAGGUGGUAAUGCACGCAUUUGAUGGCCAAGUAAAGUAUGCGAAACGUGGUGUAGAAAUGGGAUAUUACUUUUCGGUCCCACCAUCAAUCGUCUACUCAAAACAGAAACAGAAUCUAGUCUCCGCCUUACCACUAUCUAAUCUAUUGCUGGAAACUGAUUCACCUGUGCUCGGACCUGAACCUGGACUUGAUAAUGAACCGGCAAAUAUUGUGAUUAGUGCACGUGAGAUUGCCAGGAUCAAAGAAAUUGACGUGGAUCGAGUGAUUGAAAUAACUACGGAAAAUGCGUGCAAGUUAUUCCCGAAACUUAGAACCUAA
Molecule: messenger RNA, 960 nt
Organism: Ambispora leptoticha
Lineage: Eukaryota; Fungi; Glomeromycota; Glomeromycetes; Archaeosporales; Ambisporaceae
Source: the annotation of a GenBank genome assembly